AUGCUCACAGAUGCGUUCAUCAAGGCCCAUGCUGGGGCCAAAAAGGUGCAGGCCCGGAAGGCGGACAUCUUCAGGAUAGCCCAAAGGGACGAUGAGUUGUUACGAGAAUUUGUGAACCGCUUCCAAAGGGAACGGAUGGAGCUCCCUCCGGUUCCGGAAGAAUGGGCAGCGCAAGCUUUCACCAAAGGGCUUAAUCCUUGGAGCUCGACUGCUUCAUUCAAAGUGAAGGAAAACUUGUUGGAGUACGAGGCUGUAACCUGGGCAGAUGUCCAUAACAGAAUGAACGAUGUAGACGUAGUAGUGGCAGCUAAUUCCAGCAAAUGCCUGGAGGACCAGAAGAUUUCGCUACUACAGCUCAGAAAUAACCUUACUUAUGAUUCUGAAGGAUCCAUCAAGCUGGCAAAGUGGGACGAGAGGAUUGAUUGCUGCCAAUGGCAGGGUAUCACGUGCAACGGUGCAGGCCAAGUUAUUGGUCUUGACAUUAGCUAUGAAGGGUUCUCAGGCAAUAUCAAUGAUUCUUCAUUAGCCAAUCUUAAGUUUCUUUCUGAAAUCAUUCUUGAUGGGAACUAUUUAUCUGCUCCAAUUCCAGAAUUCUUCGCGGACUUCUCCAAUCUAACUGUCCUUAGUCUAAGAUUGUGCAACUUAACAGGUGAAGCACCUCAGAGAUUAUUCCAGGUACCAACUCUGCAGAUAAUUCACUUAUCACAGAAUGUGAUGCUUGGGGGUUCUUUACCUGAAUUCCCGUCAAAUGCAUCUAUGCGGAUUAUAGUUCUUAGUUACACAAAUUUUUCUGGAACUUUACCCAAAUCCCUUGGGAACCUUAGGAGACUAACUCAUCUUGACCUUUUGACUUGCAGUUUUACAGGUCAUGUCCCAUCUUCUAUAGAAAAUCUUACCCAGCUUAUUUAUCUGGAUUUCUUCCUGAAUCACUUCAGUGGUUCAAUACCAUCCUUUAGGCAAUCCAAAAAUCUGUCAAUUAUGACAUUUAGCCAUAAUAAUUUCUCUGGUGAGAUUCCGUCUUCUCAUUGGGUUGGCCUAGAGAAUCUAAUAGCCCUUGAUUUGAGCAACAAUUCACUUGCUGGACUAAUUCCGGCAUCAUUGUUUUCCCUACCGUCACUUGAGAUGUUAGAUUUGACCGGCAACAAGUUCACUGGCCAAAUAACUGAACCACAGAAAGUGACUUCUCCACUAAUACAGCUUUAUUUGGCUGGCAAUAACUUGGAAGGGCCAAUACCAGAGUUUUUCUUUGAGCUACACAAUUUAAAAUAUCUUUCGCUUUAUUACAACAAAUUCAAUGGUACUUUGCAGUUGAAAAAGUUUACAAAGCUUGAGAAACUGGUAGAUCUUGAUCUGUCGGACAACAGCUUAUCAGUUGACACAAAUCUAAGUGAAUCAGAGCUUGCAUUGUUUCCCCAUUUGAGUUUCUUACGUUUGGGCUCUUGCAGUCUGUACAAUAUUUCUUUCCUUGUGAGUCUCCCUGAGGUGAGGACGUUAGAUCUGUCGGACAACCAUCUCAGAGGUGAAAUUCCAAAUUGGAUAUGGGAAAUUAAUGAUGGGGUUAUCACUUCUCUAAAUCUAUCUGGUAAUCAUUUCACGCACUUGCAGAAACCUUAUAGAUUUCGUGAUAUAGAUUUCCUUGAUUUACAUCUAAAUCUGCUUACCGGAGAAAUUCCAUUACCACCAAGUGCAGCUUCAUAUGUGGACUUGUCUAGCAAUAAAUUUACUUCUAUACCACCUGAUUUUGGCAAUCACCGCUCAAGGGCCGUGUUCCUCUCACUCGCGAACAACACAAUCAGUGGAACUAUCCCUUCUUCAAUAUGUAAAGUGGCCAGUCUUGACGUACUUGAUCUGUCCAGCAACAGUUUGAGUGGCAGAAUACCGGCAUGUCUAGCAACAGCACUUUGA
Molecule: messenger RNA, 1905 nt
Organism: Lycium ferocissimum
Lineage: Eukaryota; Viridiplantae; Streptophyta; Magnoliopsida; Solanales; Solanaceae
Product: receptor-like protein 50
Exons: 2
Coding region: 1-1905 (634 amino acids)
Molecular function (GO): protein binding
Source: RefSeq, a predicted model, not a curated record